Necator americanus (New World hookworm) is the source of this 1809-nucleotide messenger RNA. RefSeq lists its product as uncharacterized. The record is from RefSeq and is a predicted model, not a curated record. Gene Ontology annotation, biological process: proteolysis; collagen catabolic process; extracellular matrix organization. Bases 1 to 1809 code for a protein of 602 amino acids. Gene Ontology annotation, cellular component: extracellular matrix. Gene Ontology annotation, molecular function: zinc ion binding; metalloendopeptidase activity. The transcript is spliced from 17 exons. NCBI's taxonomy places the organism in Eukaryota, Metazoa, Nematoda, Chromadorea, Rhabditida, Ancylostomatidae.
AUGAGACCACCGUUAAUAUUCACGUUGAUCCUACUCGCAACUACCGUUGAUGCCGGCUUUUUCGACUUCAUCUCAAAAUUAGCCGGUGGAGGAAGCAGUAGCAGUAGCGGUGGCAGCGGCAGCAAAUCGUCGUCGUCGUCGAAGAAGGCGCCCGUAUCCGAUGAAAAAGCCAAGAAAUAUCUUCAAGAAUUUGGCUAUGUUGCACCAAGUAACAGCCUAAAUUCGGCUCCAGGAAUGUCAGCAGAUCUUAGCGAUGUGACCAGUAUGUUCAAAAGGGCAAUAACAAAAUUCCAAGAAUUUGCUGGAUUGAAGAAGACAGGAGUGUUGGACGAAGAUACGAAACAAAAGAUGGCGGAACCACGAUGUGGUGUGACCGACGUGUUAGCGGUGACCAGCGGAGGUGCGGCCUUCAAAUGGCGUAAAAACCGUUUAACCUACUCGAUUGAGAACUUCUCUUCCGAUUUACCACGAGACGACGUAAGAAAAGCAAUCCGAGAAGGCUACGAAACAUGGGCAGCGGUAACACCGUUAGAGUUUGAAGAAGUACCAGCCGGAAGUAAUGCAGAUAUUAAGGUUAGAUUCGGUGUCAAUAAUCACAAUGAUCCUUGGCCGUUUGAUGGAAAAGGUGGUGUCCUAGCACAUGCAACUAUGCCUGAGAAUGGAGCACUACAUUUUGAUGACGAUGAAAAUUGGACAUAUAUGGACGCCAGGAAGAUAGCCAGUGGAGAUUACACGGACCUCCUAGCAGUAGCGAUCCAUGAAGGUGGUCAUACGCUCGGCCUCUCUCAUUCUCGCGAUGAGACUUCCAUUAUGGCUCCUUUCUACCAUGAGACGGUCGAUUCUCGUGGAAAUUAUAAAAGGCCAACUCUGAAGUCAGAUGACAUUUCCAGCAUCCAAGACAUCUACGGUCCACCCACAUCACCAAAGCGACCAAGCGGAGGAUCAUCCUUUGGUGGGGGAUCGUCGUUUGGAGACAGUGGCUCAUCCCGUGGUCGAUUCACAACAGAACCCCCGACAACCAGCAAGAGUUGGUUUGGGCGAUUUUUUGGAGGUGAUGACAGCACUACAACUCGCAAACCCAGCCGACCAUCGUUUGGUGACGGCGGCGACAGCUCUUUUGGCAGUGGCCGUGGCAGCUCUUUCGGUGGCGGUGACAGCUCCUUUGGCGGCGGACGUGGUAGUUCUUUUGGUGGCGGUGACAGCUCCUUCGGUAGUGGCCGUGGUAGCUCAUCCGGUGGUUCCGGAGGUUGUCCAUAUUCGGUGGACGCCUAUACACCAAGUGACGAUUUCUCCUACUUAUUCUCUGGCACAACCGUUUAUGCUUUGAGUGGCAGAAGAGUUCAUAAAACUUACCGCCUGAGCGAACUGUUCCCUUCUGCUCCGUCGCAUGUCGACGCUGCUGUGUUCAAUCCAACUUCGGGAAUGAUGCUUUUGUUCGGUAAUCGUCAGGUCUAUGGCUAUUACUUUUCUCGUUUACGGGGUGUGUUCCAAUUGGACUCUGGUUAUCCGAAGCGACUACCAGCGGAUAUUUCGUUUACGCCUCGGGGAGCGUUGCGGUGGAUCAAUGGGCACCAGAUUCUUCUAUCGGAUGGGGAUGAGUUCUCCGUCUACGAUGAAUUCUGGAACCAAUCAACAAUGAAGAAUCGGGUGUCAAGCUAUUUCCCCAACUUACCGUCUGGAGUUCGAGGGAUAGAAUCACCAUCCGGCUCCACAGUGACAGCAUUCACUUCAUCCAUGGUCUUCCAGUACAAUUCAAGAACAAAACGGGUCGAAUCACAAACAUCACUUUCAAGCUACCUUCAAUGUUGA